Messenger RNA from Pieris rapae (cabbage white), 1361 nucleotides. Its product is annotated as retinol dehydrogenase 11. The record is from RefSeq and is a predicted model, not a curated record. The coding region runs from base 102 to 1076 and encodes 324 amino acids. Lineage: Eukaryota; Metazoa; Arthropoda; Insecta; Lepidoptera; Pieridae. The transcript has a single exon.
CACAAUCUAUGUUCCCCAGUAUUUUCAAUUCGACGGUCGCGUCUUCGCUUCGUGUAACUUAAUUUAACAAUUAAAGAUAUCUAUCGUUAAGGUGAUUAAAUAUGUUAUAUAUAAUUUUUUUAAUAAUAGUGGCUUUAAUAGCUUUUGGUGUUUAUAAUAAACUUACUAACGCAGUGUGCACAUCUAAUAGACGAUUGGAAGGCAAAACUGCCGUCAUUACUGGAGGUACCUCUGGCCUAGGACUGGUCAUAGCCAAAGAUUUUGCCAAACGGGGCGCUAGGGUUAUAGUCGCUUGCCCUUUUGAAGAAGAAGGCACAAAUGCAAGACAAGAAAUCAUCAAGGAAUCUGGUAAUGAAAAUGUUCUCUUUAAAAACCUUGAUUUAUCGUCCCUAAGCUCCGUUCGUGAAUUCGCUAAGGAAAUUCAGAAAACAGAAAAUCGUUUGGACAUUUUAGUGAACAAUGCGGGAGUCGGAAUACCUGGAGAUUUUUUAACCAAAGAUGGCCUCAAUUUUAUUAUGCAAGUCAAUUACUAUGGCCACUUUCUACUCACACUACUUCUACUGCCCCUUCUGAAGAAAACUGGGAUCGAAUCGGAUCCAGCGAGAAUUGUCAAUAUGUCAUCUCUCACUCAUAGAUAUGCAAGUUCGGACGUCGACAAUUAUAACAGAGCCGGGUACUGGUUUACAAUCAGAACAUAUAGUAAUAGCAAACUAUGUUUAGUCUUAUUCUCGAAAGAGCUGACCAGAAGAUUAUCAGGUACGAACGUGGUUGUGAACUGUUCCGACCCGGGAUUUGCUGCGACAAGAAUAUACAAAAGUUCGAGUGAAUUUCUCGGCUUUUUAGCAAUUACUUUGAUUCUUCUGUUUGCUAACACAGCGUUUCAGGGAGCGCAGACAGCAAUUUAUCUAAGCGUAGAUAAGGCAGUCAACGGCAGUGGAGAGUACUUUCAAAAUUGUAAGAAAAUUGCUGCAGCCGCGAAAGCAAACAAUGAAACAAGCAUUAGGAAAUUAUGGGAUCAAUCAAUAAAACUCGUUCAACUGAGUGACGAAGAAUUAAAGGAUCUUAAUUUAUUGUAGAUAUAAACACCCCUGAGAGACACCUGUACUCAAAGUUAUCCGUUAUUAUUUGGCGCCGUAAUUUAUUAUGCAUGUUAAAAUAAUAUAUAUAAAAUAAUAUCAUAACUUACGAAUUAUAAGUAACAUAAAUUAUUAAGGGUGCAAUGGGCAACUUACUGCUCAAUGUUUUGAUGGAAAAACAAAAUAAAUGCUAAGUUUUAAGUGAAAGAUUAUAGUAUGUUAUGUUAAAAAUAGGUGCAUCACUACAAAUUAACUUAUUUUUAAAUAACUUGGUAUUUCUUAAAG